Molecule: messenger RNA, 1920 nt
Organism: Cryptosporidium ubiquitum
Lineage: Eukaryota; Apicomplexa; Conoidasida; Eucoccidiorida; Cryptosporidiidae
Exons: 1
Coding region: 1-1920 (639 amino acids)
Source: RefSeq, a predicted model, not a curated record
AUGUUUUUGGGAGUUUUCACACUCCUUUGCUCAGGAUUUUCAUUCUCAUCAUUGUUUGCUGUUCCUGGUGUAUGUUCGAGAAGUUUUGAAGGACUGAUUAAACAGUCAAAUGGAAACAUUAGUUUAAUAUUGGCAAGUGCUGUCCUUUUAAUUGGGAUUUAUCUAUUCUUUUCUGGGGUUGGAUUAAUUAAUUUGUCUGGAUGUUUAAUAAGGUUGGGGAUGCCAUCCGACUAUCCAAAUGCUGUGGCAAGAGCAUUUAUGUAUUCACAGUUCAGAACUGAUUCAAAUUGUUUAAAAACAGAGCUUAGAGAUGCAAAUGUAUUUUUUGGUAUAAACUCAGGUUUUGGCAGCAAAAAUGUGAAUAAGAAUACUGACUUAAAUUACGUUAUUGACUCCCACUAUAAUACACAUAUUUUAACUUUAGAUGGCGAACAUAAAAAAAGAUUCAAGAUGGCAAUGCGGACAACUAAAGCAAGAACAGUAUUAGCAAUAGUAAGUAUAAUGGUGAUAAUAUGUGCUUCUUAUGCCUCGUUUGUUAUUUUUGAAGGGUCUCAAAUAUUUCUGGAAUCAAAUAGUAUAAUUUUGAGUGAAAAAGUUUCAGGUUUAUUGGGAUCUAAAUCAGAAUUUGGAAAUAUAUUAUUACUUUUAUUAAUUACAGCGAUUUCAACCGUAAUUCUUAAUUUUUUUACAGGUGGGGCGUUUGUUUUGUGUAUAUUUUCUUGGUUAAAUUUUUUUGGUUUAUUAUUUUUUUGCAUUAUUUCUAUCUAUCUUAUCAAUUCUCCCUAUAAAAGUACUUUAUCUUUCAGUGAAUUUGAGAGUAAAAACAUUCAAUUUGACUGGGAUGUACAUAUUUGGGGAUUUUUUGGCGGAAUUCUGGAGAUAGGAACUUUUGUGAUUUCUGCUAUGGCUUUUCAUAUAAUUUUGCCAGGCGCAUUCAAAACUUUUUCUGAUUAUGAAGUAAAAUCUUCCAGGAUAUGGGGAAUUACAAUAUCUUUGAUUUUGUUUAUUUUUUUAUGCGAGACAUCGGUGAUUUUGAGCAUAGUUCCUUCAUUUCCAAUUUUACCUUAUGGAUUUGAGCCAAGUAGUGAAGGAAUUGGCAUGGCUUGGAGGAUUUUGGAAUCAAAAAUGAACUCGAACAAAUUUUUUGUAUCUAAUUUCUCGAAACGUAUUUUUCUAUUGGGUAACUUCUUCACUUGGACUCUUUUCGUCUCAAUAGUUGUAAAAUGCAUAGAUAAUAUUAUUAGAAGUAUUUCAAACCAGGUUGAAUGCGACUUUGACUCGUUUUCUCCCAACAAAAACUCUUUAAUCAGAAGGUAUUUUUUAAGAUCUGCAAAACAACAAAUUUGUGGCGAGGAAGCACAUUCCAAAGGAAAUAAACGUGAAUAUUUAUCCAAUGAUCAAUUGGAGGCAAACAAAACAUUUUUUCAAUGCUUUGUUAAAGAUCUAAAAACGUUCACAAGUAGAAAUAACUUAUUGGACUUGGCGAGAUAUAUUUUGAAUUCUACUUCAGCAAUUGGAAUAAUAUUUAUUUUGUAUUACAAAUUAUUAUCUGAACCACAACUAAUUCCUAUUUUCAGAUCAGUAUCUGCCUCAAUAUUUUCUAUUGUAGUUUUGAUUUUACCUUGUGCAAUAUUUUGGUUUGUAUUCUAUUCUGAAAUGGUUCCUCGAUCAACCUCUAAUUUUCAAGUUAUGAAUUUAAUAUUUUUUGGCAGAAUUUCUUCAAGAUAUGAUAGAAAUUGUGAGAAACACAGGGACAGGCUUGCUCUAAAUAAUGAGAACUGCGAUAUCUCAUGCAACCCUCUUACUUUCGGAUUUUUCUCAAUUACUCUUCCUGUUACACUAGGCUGUACAAUUUUGGUGUACGAAAUAUCAAAGAUUUUUUCAAUGUUCUUAAGUUUAAGAUUUAAUACUUUACUUUAG